Akanthomyces muscarius is the source of this 459-nucleotide messenger RNA. RefSeq lists its product as uncharacterized. Lineage: Eukaryota; Fungi; Ascomycota; Sordariomycetes; Hypocreales; Cordycipitaceae. The transcript has a single exon. Bases 1 to 459 code for a protein of 152 amino acids. The record is from RefSeq and is a predicted model, not a curated record.
AUGAGCCUUCAAAGCCACAUCGAUCGAGACAGCAACCCGCCUGUGGGUGAGGUCAAUGCGCCUUCGAAAGAAGAUAUCCUCCAUCAUCUCCGUGGCCUGCAAGAAGAUACACACUUUAGAGAAUUGUUCCUCUACAACGGAUGGUAUGGCGCGCAGUUCCCGAAAAUUGAGAAGCUAUUCGACCUAGACAGCCUGACCGGCAUGUGGAUCGAAAGCGCCAACCACGUCUGCAACGGCACUGCGCCCGUCUUCCUCGUGCCAGAUUCUUGGCAGCACUGGCUCACCUCGGCCAUCUUCCUCGAGGAGCUUCUGCUCUACACACACAAGCGCUGGUUUCGCCCCUACGAGAGCGACAUUGACAGAGGUCAGUUCCUCACCAAGGUCUGCAGCCUGCCACAGUCGCCGGCCUCGCCCACCGAGGCCUGCUCACAGGAGAUGGCCGACUACAUAACGAUGUAG